GAUGCAUGCAUUCCUACUAAUGCUGUGAAUUCCUUCUACUUUAAGCCAAUGUUAGAUGCUAUAUCUGCAAUUGGUCUUGGAUAUAAGGGUCCAAAUUACCAUCAACUGCGGGUUAAUCUUUUAAAGGAUGCCAAGAAGGAAGUUCAAUUACUUGUGGACUCUUAUCGUGCAAUUUGGGCAAAAGUUGGGUGUACUAUAAUGGGUGAUGGUUGGACAGAUAGUAGACAAAGAACACUCAUCAACUUCCUUGUGUAUUGUCCUGAAGGAAUAUCGUUUGUGAAAUCUGUUGAUGCUUCGGACAUUGUCAAGGAUGCAAGUAAUUUGUUUUUGUUAUUUGAUGAGGUGAUUGAAUGGGUGGGUUCACUCAAUGUAGUUCAUAUUGUGACUGAUAAUGCAGCAAAAUAUGUGGCCGCGGGGAUAUUGAUUUCUCAGAAGCAUAAACACAUCAAUUGGUCACCUUGUGCAACUCAUUGUCUUAAUUUGAUCUUUAAGGAUAUUGGUAAGAUGAACCAUGUUGCUGAACUUGUAAGACGUGCAUCAAAGGUGACAAUUUUUGUGUAUAAUCAUGUUGCUUUGUUAAGUUGGUUGAGAAAAAGAGAAGGAUGGACAGAGAUUCUACGACUUGGUGCAACUCGCUUUGCUACUACAUUCAUUGCACUCAAGAGUAUUCAUGAUCAUAAACAUGACUUGCAAGCUUUGGUGACUAGUAAGUUCUUUGUGGACUUUAGAUAUUCAAAGGAUAAUAAAAGUAAAGUUGCAGUUUCCAUCAUCUUAGAUAAUAGAUUUUGGAAUGAUUGUUUGAUUGUUGUGAAUCUUAUGUCUCCAUUAAUGCGCUUAUUGCGUAUUUUUGAUUGUGAUGAGAGACCUUCGAUGGGAUAUGUGUAUGAAGGCAUGUAUAGGGUUCGUUUGGGCAUAAAGAAAUUGUUUAACCACAACAAAAGACUAUACAAGCCUUAUACAGAGAUCAUAAAGCAACAUUGGGAUCAACAACUACAGAAAAACAUUCAUUCAGUAGCUUAUUGGUUCAAACCAUGUUUCCAAUAUGAUCAAGAAAACUUUUGUAAUAAGCCAACUGUUAUUGGAGGUGUCAUGGAUGUUAUUGAUCAGAAAGUUCUGAAAGGCAAGCUUGAAACAAUGAAUGAAAUGAAGUUGUUUCGUGAUCGAUUAGGAAGUUUUGGAAGAGACCUUGCUUAUUCUUCACGUGAAGUACUUCAACCUGAUGAAUGGUGGAGGCUACAUGGAUAUAGUGCACCACAUUUGCAAAAGUUGGCCAUUCAAAUAUUGAGCCAAACUGCAUCGUCUUCUGGAUGUGAGAGGAAUUGGAGUGUCUUUGAACGUAUACAUACCAAAAGAAGGAAUAGAUUAGAACAUCAAAGACUUAAUGAUUUUGUAUACAUUCAUUACAAUUUUCGGCUAAAAAAUCGGUUUUAUAACAAGAAAAGAAUUAAUGAUCCCAUUGACUAUGCAUGCAUUGAUGAGACCGAUUUUUGGAUAGUUGAUGACGAUCAGCCAGCAGAGCUAGAUGUUGAAGAAUUAGAAACUCUUCUAUAUGAAGAAGGGUCAAUUCCAAUAAAUGAAGUGGAAGGUUCAAGUUCUCACAUUGAUAAUGAGGAUGGUGGUGACGUGGCUAUAGAAGGGCUUGAUGUGGAGAACUUUGGUUUUCCAAAUGCUUAUUUUCAAUCUCCAUAUUCCAAUUUCCAAAAUGAAUGAAGACAUGAUUUUUAUAUUUAUUAGUAUGCAAAAAUCUUCAUGAAUAUUCAAACAUUGACAUGUUAUAUUUUUAUUUUGAGUAAUUAUUUAAGUGUUGUGGACC
Messenger RNA from Vitis vinifera (wine grape), 1813 nucleotides. RefSeq lists its product as uncharacterized. Lineage: Eukaryota; Viridiplantae; Streptophyta; Magnoliopsida; Vitales; Vitaceae. The coding region runs from base 49 to 1710 and encodes 553 amino acids. Gene Ontology annotation, molecular function: protein dimerization activity. The transcript has 4 exons. The record is from RefSeq and is a predicted model, not a curated record.